CUGCAGCAUCAUAUGAAUCACCCCGCCUCAACAAUGACCUCUCACAGCCACCCAGAUGGACUCCAAACCAAAGAGCAGCCCCUGGAACUUCUGAGGCCAUCUGUACUAAACCACAUCCCUAGCGUGGACGUGAGCGCGAUGCUGCCCCUGCACGUGCCCCCCGCCGCCAUCCCCAUGGACCUGCGCACGGAGCCGCAGACGGCCGCGCUGCCGGGUGAGCCGGGCGAGCCCGGCGAGCAGCAGCUGAGGCACGAGCUGCUGGCGCUCAAGCAGAAGCAGCAGAUCCAGAGGCAGCUGCUGGUGGCCGAGUUCCAGCGGCAGCACGAGCAGCUCUCCCGCCAGCACGAGACCCAGCUGCAGGAGCACAUCAAGCACCAGCAGGAGCUGCUGGCUCUGAAGCACCAGCAGGAGCUGCUGGAGCACCAGCGCAAGAUGGAGAAGCAGCGGCUGGAGCAGGAGCUGGAGAAGCAGCACCGCGAGCGCAAGCUGGAGCUGCUCAAGAACAAGGAGCGCGGCCAGGAGAGUGCGGUCGCCAGCACGGAGGUGAAGAUGAGGCUCCAGGAGUUUGUGCUGAAUAAGAAGAAGGCCCUGGCUCAGAGAAACCUCAACCACUGCUUGCCUAGCGACCCUCGCCUCUGGAAGAGGCAGCACAGCUCUCUGGACCAGAGCUCCCCUCCCCAAACUGGGCUUUCAGCCGCUUACAACCACCUCCUCCUGGGGAUCUACGACCCCAAAGACGAUUUCCCGCUCCGCAAGACAGCCUCGGAGCCCAAUCUGAAGCUGCGCUCGCGGCUGAAGCAGAAGGUGACGGAGCAGAGGAGCAGCCCGCUGCUGCGCAGGAAGGACAGCCCCUUCGGCACCGCCAAGAAGCGCUCGCUGGACAUGGCGGAUUCGGCCUGCAGCAGUGCCCCUGGCUCCGGCCCAAGCUCACCCAGCAACAGCUCCAACAGCAUCACCAAUGAGAAUGGCAUCACUGGCUCCGCCUCUAGCAGCCCUCUUGAGACAUCCCUCGGUCACAGGCUGACCGGUCACGAGGGCCCCUUGAGCCAGCUGUCCCUCUACACCUCCCCCUCUCUCCCAAAUAUCACCCUGGGCCUGCCAGCCUCUGGGCCCUCCAGCGUGGCGACCAGCCAGCAGAACGGUGAGAGACUGGCAAUGCCUGCCCUGCAGCAGGGCCUGCCUAUGAGCACCCCCUUCAUCCCCGGUGCCCACCUGCCCUCCUACCUGGGCGCCUCGGCACUGGAGCGAGACGGGGGCCCUGCCCACAGCCCCCUCCUGCAGCACAUGGUCCUCCUAGAGCAGUCAGUUACCCAGAAUCCCCUGGUCCCAGGCCUGGGCGCAAUGCCCCUGCAGUCCCCCUCCAUCCAGAAACUGCGGCAGCACCGCCCUCUGGGCCGGACACAGUCGGCGCCCCUCCCCCAGAGCCCCCAGGCCCUCCAGCAGCUGGUCGUCCAGCAGCAGCACCAGCACUUCCUGGAGAAACACAAGCAGCAGUUCCAGCAGCAGCAACUGCACAUCAGCAAGAUGAUGGUGAAGCCCAGCGAGCCGGGCCGGCAGCACGAGAGUCACCCAGAGGAGACGGAGGAGGAGCUGCGGGAGCAGGAGGGGCCGGCCGACGGGGUGACCAUCAAACAGGAGCCCCCAGACGACCAGGAGGAGGUGCUACAGCAGAGGGAGAGGCAGGCAGAGCAGGAGCUGCUCUUCAGACAGCAGGCUAUUCUCCUGGAGCAGCAGAGGAUCCACCAGCUUAGGAACUACCAGGCCUCCAUGGAGGCGGCAGGCCUGUCAAUCUCCUUCACAGGGCACCGCCCCCUCUCCCGGGCCCAAUCAUCCCCGGCCUCUGCCACCUUCCCCAUCACCACCCAGGACCCACCCACUAAACCUCGCUUCACUACAGGGCUGGUGUACGACACACUGAUGCAGAAGCACCAGUGCGUGUGCGGGAACAGUAACACACACCCGGAGCACGCAGGCCGCAUCCAGAGCAUCUGGUCCCGCCUGCAGGAGACGGGUCUGCGCAGCCAGUGUGAGUGUAUCAGGGGGCGGAAGGCUUCUCUGGAGGAGCUGCAGACGGUCCACUCAGAGGCCCACGUCCUGCUCUACGGCACCAACCCCCUGCGGCAGAAACUGGACAAUUCUGUGAUGCCUACGUUCGUGAGGUUACCUUGUGGUGGAAUGGGGGUGGACAGUGAUACCAUCUGGAAUGAGGUGCACUCCUCCACCGCUGCCCGUCUGGCUGUGGGCUCCGUUGUUGAGCUCGUCUUCAAAGUGGCGACAGGAGAACUGAAGAAUGGUUUCGCUGUGGUAAGGCCCCCUGGACACCAUGCAGAGGAGAGCACUCCCAUGGGUUUCUGCUACUUCAACUCGGUGGCGAUUGCCGCCAGGCUCCUGCAGCACAGGCUGAACGUCAGCAAGAUCCUGAUCGUGGACUGGGAUGUUCACCAUGGUAACGGAACCCAGCAGGCCUUCUACAGUGACCCCAACGUUCUGUACCUGUCCCUCCAUCGCUAUGACGAUGGUAAUUUUUUCCCUGGCAGUGGAGCACCAGAGGAGAUUGGCAGUGGCCCUGGUGUGGGCUUCACCGUGAACAUGGCAUUCACUGGGGGUCUGGAACCUCCUAUGGGAGAUGCAGAAUACCUGGCAGCUUUCAGGACCGUGGUGAUGCCAAUUGCCCAUGAGUUCGCCCCAGACAUGGUGCUCGUCUCCUCUGGCUUUGAUGCUGUGGAGGGGCACCUGCCCCCUCUGGGAGGGUACAAACUAACAGCUAAAUGUUUCGGCCACCUGACCCAGCAGCUGAUGGGACUGGCCGGCGGCCGCGUGGUGCUGGCGCUGGAGGGGGGUCACGACCUCACCGCCAUCUGCGACGCCUCGGAAGCGUGCGUCUCGGCUCUGCUGGGAAAUGAGCUGGAGCCCCUCCCCCAGACAGUGCUGCAGCAGAGGCCCAACCCGAACGCCGUGCGCUCCAUAGAGAAGGUGUUGGAGAUCCACAGUAAAUAUUGGCGUUCAGUGCAGCGUCGGGCCCCCACAGUGGGAUAUUCCCUAAUUGAGGCUCAGAGGUGUGAGACAGAGGAGGCUGAGACUGUCACUGCCAUGGCCUCUCUGUCUGUAGCCAACAAGCAGAUGGAAAAAAGCUCAGAGGUUGAGCCCAUGGAAGAAGAGCCACCAUUGUAGGGACAUCCAGCGCUCAGAGAUUCGUGUAGGUCUCUGAGUCCACUCUACCCUCCACAUCCACUACAAAUUUACCCCCAUGUCCCAUCAGUGGAGCCUCAGCCAGAGGCAAGUGCGUGUCUGAGAAUGGGAGCCAAAACAGAAUGAAGACUAAGUGGACUGCACUGGUCUGAUCUGGCCUGGCCUGGCCUGAUCUAGCCUUGUCUGGUCUGGUCACCACUAGUCAAUGAAAGAGUAUCAAAAGAGUAAGACUUGUGGUUUCUCAUGCACUAAAGAGAGACCAACAGGAGCUUUAGGCCGAGUCUGUGGAUGGAGGGGUUUCUCUCUGAACAUAAAAAGGAAGUGCACCACUGUGGAUGUAAAAAAUCAUUGGUUGUGAACAUUCUCACAGUCACAAGUUGGGAAUGGCUGUGUUUUCUUAUGUCUCAUUUUUUUAUCCUCAUGAAAAAAAAUGUACAA
This is a messenger RNA of Megalops cyprinoides (Indo-Pacific tarpon), 3627 nucleotides long. RefSeq names its product histone deacetylase 4-like. NCBI's taxonomy places the organism in Eukaryota, Metazoa, Chordata, Actinopteri, Elopiformes, Megalopidae. The record is from RefSeq and is a predicted model, not a curated record. Gene Ontology annotation, biological process: chromatin organization; negative regulation of transcription by RNA polymerase II. Gene Ontology annotation, cellular component: histone deacetylase complex. Gene Ontology annotation, molecular function: histone deacetylase activity. Bases 13 to 3171 code for a protein of 1052 amino acids. The transcript is spliced from 26 exons.